AUGGGUCGUAGGCAACACUUUUUGACACCAUAUGUUAUUGUCUUUCAUUCUGCAAAUAAAAGCAUUAAAUAUGCUGUAAGUCGUGCUUGUGUUCGUAUAUAUACUUGGAAAGGAACUACAUAUACACCUGAACAAAUAAAAAAUUUACUUGAUAAAUCCGCAAAAGAUAGAGCAAAAUUUAAUUCAAACAAGCCAGUAAAAAAACGACAACGCACUGCAUCAGAUGAGUUAACCAGUGAUGAUGUUGAAGCAGAUCAAUUAGAAAAUGAUGAGCUGAUGCCUUUUCAAAAUGAAAAUACUUUGAACAACUAUGUUUUUCAUCCCUUAACAGCAUCUCAAGUAAAUACACUUGAAGGAUUUUUAUUAGUAACAAUCUCAUAUACUUGGAAUGACGCAGAUAAGAGCUUCUAUGCAACAAAACUAAAAUUUGAAAAAAUUGAUGAAGAGACACGUAAGUUUAAAAAUGUAAAUAUAGCAUCACCUAUAUUACCAGAAAUUAAUGAUGAUGCUGUUUACAAUACACCUAAUGUAUCUGAUAAUAAGUUAUCUGAUGAGAAAAAUGAUAAUAUAAAUGAAAAUACUGGUAGUAUACAAGCAAAACUUCAAGAUAUUUUUAUUGAAAGUUUAGAAGCCGCUAGCUAUUUGACAAAUAUUCUAAAUAAUUAG
Messenger RNA from Funneliformis geosporum, 666 nucleotides. The record is from the annotation of a GenBank genome assembly. Lineage: Eukaryota; Fungi; Glomeromycota; Glomeromycetes; Glomerales; Glomeraceae.